AGCACUCCAUUUCCACCUACCCCUCUCCAUAUUAAACCCCCUCUCCCUCCCAUUGCUCUCCUCUGUCUUCUAAUUUGCCGUCACCAUCCUCUUUAGUCUUCUUCCCUUCUCUUCUUCCUCCAAAUUCUUUAGCGUUCUUCUCUUCUCUCUUCUCCUUUUCUUCCUCCCAAACUCUCUACAUACGGCCAUGGAGAACCGCCAGGCCGACCGGUGCCUGGUUGUGAGCUUCGGCGAGAUGCUCAUCGACUUCGUGCCGACGGUCGCCGGCGUGUCGCUGGCCGAGGCCCCCGGGUUCCUGAAGGCCCCCGGCGGCGCUCCGGCCAACGUCGCCGUCGCCGUCACCCGGCUCGGCGGCCGCUCCGCAUUCGUCGGAAAGCUCGGCGACGACGUGUUCGGCCGCAUGCUGGCGGCGAUCCUCCGCGACAACGGCGUCGUCGACGCCGGCAUCACGUUCGACUCCGGCGCACGCACCGCGCUCGCCUUCGUCACCCUCCGCAAAGACGGCGAGCGCGAGUUCAUGUUCUACCGCAACCCGAGCGCCGACAUGCUUCUCACCGAGUCCGAGCUCAAUCUUGAUCUCAUCAGAAGCGCUGCAGUUUUCCACUUUGGAUCGAUAAGCUUGAUUGCGGAGCCCUGCAGAUCCGCGCAUUUGAGAGCAAUGGAGGUGGCGAAGGAAGCUGGUGCACUACUCUCCUACGACGUGAAUCUCCGAUUGCUGCUAUGGCCGUCGCCGGCGGAGGCCCGAGAGCAGAUCAUGAGCAUAUGGGACCAGGCCGACAUCAUCAAGGUCAGCGAUGUCGAGCUGGAAUUCCUUACCGACGAGGCGUCGGUCGAAGAUGAGGUAGCCAUGAAGCUCUGGCAGCCAAAUCUGAAGCUUCUCUUGGUCACCAUUGGCAAGAAGGGAUGCAAAUACUACACAAAGGAUUUCCAUGGAGCAGUCGAAUCCUUCGCCGUCCAGCAAGUGGACACAACAGGGGCAGGUGAUGCAUUCAUUGGUUCCCUGCUCCGAAAGAUCGUCGAGGACAAAUCAGCUUUGCAAGUGAGCAAUAUGGCAACCAUCAUAAUUUUGUAUCAAGAUGAGAAUAAAUUGAGGGAAAUACUGAGAUUUGCGAAUGCAUGUGGGGCAAUCACUGCUACCAAGAAAGGAGCAAUUCCUUCUUUCCCAAAUGAAUCAGAAGUCAUGCAAUUGCUGGAAAGAGUGUGAGGGAUACCAAGGUUGCUACUGGUUCCUUAUGUCCCCUUUUAUACAAAUGUGCUGGAAUUUGAUUUGCAAAUGCGUGCGAGCAAGAAUACAGUGCCGGAGUCUCUUUCUGCUUUGUUAUUUUCAGAUUUUAUUAGCCAUAUCCACAUCCGUAAAGUAUGAGCCGCCAUUGUACCAAAAAAAAAGAAAUGCGUCAUCUUAUGUGGCCCUUCUUCCCUUCUCGUCACUAGGCACUGUAAAUUUUUUUUCCCUUUUUUCUGAAGUGCAAGCCACUGUAAUUUGAUUUGCACUUGUGAGAAAUUAUGCUUGAGUGCGUGGCUCUAUUAACCUUC
Phoenix dactylifera (date palm) is the source of this 1533-nucleotide messenger RNA. Its product is annotated as fructokinase-1-like. Gene Ontology annotation, molecular function: fructokinase activity. The record is from RefSeq and is a predicted model, not a curated record. Lineage: Eukaryota; Viridiplantae; Streptophyta; Magnoliopsida; Arecales; Arecaceae. Gene Ontology annotation, cellular component: cytosol. Gene Ontology annotation, biological process: fructose metabolic process.